AUGCGCUCGCAAUUCUGGCUCGAGUUCUAUCACUACAUCUCAAUUUUCGGCUAUUCUCUCACAAUCUUCUUCAAUGUUUUAUUGAUUAUUUUGACUGGAUGGUUUCUGGAGAAGAAAUUCGGAACCUAUAGGAUUCUGAUUAUUAUAUUUUCGGUGAUUGGAAUUGUUUUCAAUAGUUUGGAGAUUGUUUUGAAACCGGUGAGUGAGCUGGAUGAUCUGACAAGAUUCUGAAAUCUACGAUUCCAGAUGGUUCAAUCAAUCGGCUCUGGCUUCCUUUGCUUCACCUUCAUCGAAACCAACAGAAUCUCCAAACCUAUCCUAACUCAAUUCCUGGCCUUCUACAUCGCCUCAUUCUACAUCUCCACAAGUUUCCUAGUCGUCAUGUUCAUCCACAGAUAUUUUUCCGUGGCUAAACCUGAGCAAUUAUUCCAUUUUCUUGGAAAGCGCCUAACUCUUUGGCUUUCCUAUUCAUUUUUUAUCGGGAUAUCAACAUUUUUCGCAUGUACUUAUUUAGCGGAAGUUGAUGAAUUCUCCAAAAAUUACAUGGAGCACGAAAUUCUCGAGUUCUAUGGGAGAGUUAUUGAUGAAAUGCCAGCGAUAGCACUGAUUUUCUAUGAUUCAUCUUCGAAAAUCCGAUUCAAAAGCCUAUCUUUUCUCCUCAUCUGCAGUUUUAUAGUUUUCCAUCAAAACUUGAUAAUAAUUUUUUGCGGUGUUAAAAUCCGCCAAAAACUCUACUCAAAAACGUGCAAUUAUUCGCCAUCACUUCAAAAACUUCACAAAAAAUUCUUCAAAACUCUCGUCUUCCAAGUCGUCACCCCAACAUUAUUGCUAUUCAUACCAGUCAUGACAAUUCUAUAUCUACCACUUUUGGGAUUCGAGACAAGUCUGCCAAUCGGAAUUCUAGUCUGUCUUUUUGGUUUUUAUCCGCCGAUUGAUUCGUGUAUUGUGAUGUAUAUUAUCACGGAAUAUCGUGGAGCGUUUCGGAGAUUUUGCGGGGUUUUGUGUGGAGUUCGAGCUUGGAAUGAAGUGCGAGAGAAGAUGGAUUUACAAGUCAUGAGGAAAAAUGUUACUUGA
Caenorhabditis angaria is the source of this 1074-nucleotide messenger RNA. Lineage: Eukaryota; Metazoa; Nematoda; Chromadorea; Rhabditida; Rhabditidae. The record is from the annotation of a GenBank genome assembly.